Messenger RNA from Fomitiporia mediterranea MF3/22, 591 nucleotides. RefSeq lists its product as uncharacterized. The coding region runs from base 1 to 591 and encodes 196 amino acids. Lineage: Eukaryota; Fungi; Basidiomycota; Agaricomycetes; Hymenochaetales; Hymenochaetaceae. The record is from RefSeq and is a predicted model, not a curated record. The transcript is spliced from 2 exons.
AUGAGGCCUCUGCCAUCGGAAUUUACUGCUCUCUAUAGACUAUUCUUGCGAGCAACGUCUGCAGCUGUUUUGCACAAUGGUCCUGCAACGCGGGGCCUGAGGCGAAUGUAUCGUCCUACGUCUGAAGCAGCCGCGUCUGUUUUUAGGCGCUUAGAAAGCGUCGCACCCGGAUCUAGUGAAGCCGAGAGUGCAGAAAGGUGGAUGAGUGCUUUUGAUGAUCGUGUAAACAAUACUUUGAUGUUGCUGCACAUCUCUGCUCAUUCUCGUGGACUUCCACACAGCGUCGUCUCUCGUCUCUUUCUGCUAUCGCGAUCCAACUAUUCAUGGAACAAGUUUCGCCGGGCUUUGAAUACUCGUACCUGGCUACCGAAUCUUGAUCGUAAUUCACCAGAAUACACAACUAUGCGCCCGUCCGCUUACUCGUCAGUUGCUCGGAAGAACGCGGGAAAGAGAAGAGUUGAAGAAGAAGAGUCGGAGAAGAUGUGGGGCGCGCUUGGAGAAUGCAUCAGUAUGGCAGAAGGAAGAGACGGCUUGAUUUAUGGGAAAGCCCAAUUCCAAGCGCAGAAAAUUAGAAAAAGGAAAUUCUUUUGA